Molecule: messenger RNA, 1745 nt
Organism: Scylla paramamosain (green mud crab)
Lineage: Eukaryota; Metazoa; Arthropoda; Malacostraca; Decapoda; Portunidae
Product: D-beta-hydroxybutyrate dehydrogenase, mitochondrial-like
Exons: 9
Coding region: 363-1445 (360 amino acids)
Biological process (GO): steroid metabolic process
Cellular component (GO): intracellular membrane-bounded organelle
Molecular function (GO): oxidoreductase activity
Source: RefSeq, a predicted model, not a curated record
UAUGCUGUAAAUAAUAUUCUUAAGACACUGCCUCCACCUCUACUUAACUCCCCACCAAGACAACCACUCCGAGGGAUCAACAGUGCACUUCAAAGUUCCUAUUUGGACGUGGGUGGAGACUGGAAGUUCAAAGGUGGGGCUUGGAAAAACAUGUAUACGUUCCCAUGACGCCUCUUAAAACGCUUAUACUUGCGUCGUGUCGUGGCAGCGCGGGUCCGGUUGGGGUUGGCAGAGAGUUUAGUGCACGUCUAGGGCUGCUGGCGUGUGUGGACUGGUGGUAAGGCUUCGCUCUGCUCCGAGCCUUCAGUCUGUGUUGGUGGGUGCCUUCGAGAGGAGCAACACCGGCCACUACGAGGGCAAGGAUGGGGUGGAACUUCGACAAGACGGGAGAGGUGAUUCUGUGGGGCGGCGUGAGUGGGGGUGUGGCGCUGCUGCUGCAAGGUCUGGGCUUCUCCUUCUGUAGCUGGGUAUUCAUCGGCUGCUGGCUGCUCUCCGCCGCCGCCGCCCUCCAGCUGUCCUGCAUUAAGGUGUCGGCGGCAGGCAAAGCAGUGGUGGUGACGGGAUGCGAUCAUGGUAUCGGUCACGCCCUUGCCCUCCACCUCCAUCAGCAGGGCUUCCGGGUCUUUGCGGGGUGUUUAAAUGACGCCGGAGAGGGCGCGGCGAGGCUGAGGGAGCAACAUUCGGACAGACUCAUUGUCUUACCCAUGGACGUCACCAAGCAAGAGCAGCUUAUCGCGGCAGUGCAGGAGGUGAAGCUGCAGCUGCCGGAAGGAGAGGUGUUGUGGGGGCUUGUCAACAACGCUGCGAUCAUGGCGCGGGGCUACGUGGAGUGGGUGCCGCUACAAACCUACAAGAAGAUCAUUGAUGUCAACGUGCUGGGCGUGUUAGCGGCGACCAAAGCCUUCCUGCCACUCAUCCGUCGGGCCAGAGGUCGGGUGGUGAACAUGUCCAGCGUGUCGGGGGUGAUUGGUACAGGCAUCAUGUCUCCUUACACCAUCACCAAGUACGCCGUGGAGGGACUCAGCGACUGUCUCAGGCAGGAGAUGAGGCAGUGGGGCGUGGCUGUCUGUGCUGUGGAGCCGAGUAACUUCAAUGCUGCGACCCAACUGGUGACGGCGGAGGGCGUGGAGAACCAGGCCUUGGAGAUGUGGGCCUCCAUGCCAGAGGUAGUGAGGUCUGACUACGGCAAGCAUCACUUCGACCGCAUCAUGAGACUACAGCGGGAGUCUGCGCAAGGAGGGGAGAAGGAUCUGACACCCGUGCUAGAUGCUCUGACUGAGGCACUGACGCAGAGGUUUCCGCGUGCUCGCUACCGCGUGGUCGACACUUACUACUUCCUCAAGGUUGCCGCUGCCAUCCACCUGCCGGAGUGGAUGUUUGACCUCCUGUACCUGCCGCAGCAAACGUUUCUUUCCAUGACAUCACGCGCCUGUAACCCUUCCUGAAUCAUUCAUCCUCCUCCUGUCACCACCUUCACCCUCCUCGUGUCAGCACCUUCACCCUCCUCUCCACCACCACCACCACAACCACCACUGCCAUCACACACCGCCGCCCAUCGCCACCUCAUCCUUGACUGAAGCACACUUUGUUGGUGUCUCAGGGUUCCUUUUGCCAUAGCUUAACUAUAUAAGAUAAUACAUCAUGUUUUUCUAUUUAAAGGACGCAUAGUACAUUUAGGUUCCUUUCGUAUUCAGUUUGUUAUAUUUGUAUUUUGUAUUGAUAAGAAUAAAAUACACCUGAGGUUG